AUGGCCACGCUGUUCCAGACCGAGAACCAAAACCUGCGUGCACGCUCACGCCUCUGUAGCACUGUUGCAUCUCUUCGAUGCCUUCUCCUCCCUGACCACCUCUCCUCGAUCUCUCUCCCGGACGCUUCUCUCCCAUCUCCCAUGCCACCCCACUCCUCCCGCCUCCUCCUGGUGGUGGUGGUGGUGGUUCUGUCCACGUCGGUCGCUGACUCUGUGUCGUCUAGUUCUUGCGACGCGGCCGUCGUCGCGGCGGCGUUCCGGGGCGUGCGCAACUUCCAGGCUCCCGGCGGCGCGCGGGGAUGCCGGCCGGUGAGGGAGCUGCGGCUCCCGUCGCGGAACCUCACGGGCGCCGUGGCGUGGGCGGCGCUCGCCAACCUGUCGGGCCUCGCCGUGCUGGACCUGUCCGGGAACGCGCUCCAGGGCGCCAUCCCGGGCGGCUUCUGGCGCGCGCCGUCGCUCCGGUCCGUUGACGUCUCCGGCAACCAGCUGGGCGGGGCUCUCCGGGUGGAGCCGAGCUCGCGGCUCGAGUCGCUCAACGUGUCUGGGAACCGGUUCACCGCUGUCGCCGGGAUGGACGGGCUCGCCGGGCUGCGCGCCCUCGACGUGUCGGCGAACAGGAUCAGGACGGUGCCACGGGGGCUCACGCGGCUGGUGCGGUUGAGCCGGCUCGACCUGUCCCGGAACUCGAUGCAGGGGAGGUUCCCCGGCGACCUGCCGCCGCUCGGUGGGCUCGGUUUGCUGAACGUCUCGUACAACAACUUCUCCGGCGUGGUGGACGGUGGCGCCGUCAAGAAGUUCGGGCACUCUGCUUUCGCCCACGCCGGCAAUGCUUCGCUAUUGUUCUCCGACAACUCGACGGCGCGGCGGCGACCUCCGCCGCCACCAUCUCAUCCGCCGCACAGAAGUAGCAGGAAGAAUGAUACCGGGACGCCGGAGAAGAGGACGCCGACGAUGAGCAGGAGGAAGCAUUUGAGCGUGGUCACGGUGGCGGUGGCGUGCGGGGUGGUGUCCGUGGCCAUGCUACUCUGCCUCGUCGGGUGCGUGGCGUGUGGAGUGCUGCGGUGCAGGAAGAGGAGAGGCAAGGAGGAGGAGGAGGAGAAGAAGGCGCAUUGGGGCGGGAAGGGCGAAGACGAGGUUGUGGCCGUGGCGGCGGCGGCGGCGAAGGGGGGCUCGGCGGCGCCGGUGGUCCUGUUCGAGCGGCCGCUGAUGGAGCUCACGCUGGCCGACCUCGCCGCGGCCACGUCCGGGUUCGGGCGCGAAUCGCAGCUCGCGGAGCGCCGCGGGCGAAGCGGCGCCGCGUACCGCGCCGUGCUUCCGGGCGACAUGCACGUAGUCGUCCGCGUCGUGGACGGCGCCGUGGCCGGCGUCGGCGAGGACGACGACGCGACGUCCGCGUCGGCCGCGUUCCGCGAGCUCGCGCGGCUCCGCCACCCCAAUAUCCUCCCGCUCCUUGGCUACUGCAUUGCAGGGAAGGAUAAGCUCCUGCUAUACGAGUACAUGGAGAGAGGCGACCUUCACCGGUGGCUGCACGAGCUCCCCGCGGGGCGGCCCGACAUGGAGGACGACGCCGAUGCCGACGCCGGCAUCUUGGAGGCGGCGGACCAGGGCAAGCGGUCCAUCUCCGACUGGCCGACGCGGCAUCGCAUCGCGCUCGGCGUCGCCCGGGGACUGGCGUUCCUGCACCAAGGGUGGGCAGGGUCGUCGGGGCGGCGGCCCGUCGUUCACGGCCAUCUGGUCCCGGCCAACGUCCUCCUCGGCGAGGACCUGGAGCCCCGGAUAUCCGACUUCGGCGGCCACCCCGGCGACGCGACGGCGGAGAGCGACGUGUACAGCUUCGGCGUGCUGGUGCUGGAGCUCAUGACCGGGCAGGCCGGGUGGGACGAGGCGUCCGUGAGCUGGGCGCGCGGCAUCAUCCGCGACCAGAAGGGGCUGGACAUCGUGGACCCCAGGGUGCGCGACGGCGCGCCGGAGGCGGAGCGGGAGAUGGUGGCGUGCCUGCGGGUAGGGUACCUCUGCACCGCCCAGUCGCCGGACAAGCGGCCGACGAUGCAGCAGGUGGUGGGGCUGCUCAAGGACAUCCGGGCGGCACCUGCCACCCCCUCCUCCCCUUGACACGGAUGGUUGUUACAUCGCAUGCUCUGCUAUCGUGACAGUGACAUUAUCGUUACUGAUACGAAUUCGUAGAAGAACAAUACACGUCGCAAUAUUAUUAUAACAAUGAUAUUAUCGUUACGUGAAUUCGGAGAAGAACGAGACACAGGUAUGUCAGUGACGGUAACGUUGCUCAACAUAAUUAUAGGGGAUGCAAGCCCUUCGGCGUUGGGGCUGGGACCCGCCGUCGCCUGAGAAGAUCUCAGUCGCAGCCUUUCCCGAUCUGUAGACAAGCCGUGGUGGUCGGUAGCAACACAUGUGCAUGUAACAAAGUUUUUUUUUUCUCGCCGGUAAAACAGUUGGUUUCAGAGGCAUUUGUCUCUUGUUUCUUGGGUGGAUUUAUUGCGUUUGCCAGGAACAGGCGAACAGUUUUUUUGGCACUGUAUUUAAUUGCA
Molecule: messenger RNA, 2546 nt
Organism: Oryza brachyantha (malo sina)
Lineage: Eukaryota; Viridiplantae; Streptophyta; Magnoliopsida; Poales; Poaceae
Product: calmodulin-binding receptor kinase CaMRLK
Exons: 3
Coding region: 1-2112 (703 amino acids)
Biological process (GO): protein phosphorylation
Molecular function (GO): protein binding; ATP binding; protein kinase activity
Source: RefSeq, a predicted model, not a curated record